AGAGCGAUUAACACAGAAGAGAGAGACAGAGAGAGACAGCGACUGGCGGAUUACACACAGCCCCAGACACGAGGUUUUGGAGGAUGCAGGAACAUGAACCAUUUACUGCUAAGACAGUCGGUUGAUUGACAAGCCCGUCGUCCAAUCAAAAUCGUCGCCAUGAUCGCCACGGGCGGCCUGCUGCGUAUGAACCGGCGCCAAGACUCCCAGCGAUCCAAGAACCACGCUGAGAACCAGAGGAAGAGGAAACAAGCAGAGAGGAAGAAGAGGAAUGAUGUGGUAGUGGUGAAGGGGAAACUCAACCUGUGUUCCCCAUCUGGGCUGGUGGCUGCGGUGGGGGUAGUGGUGUUGAUGCUGGGGAUAGCCAUGGCUGUACUGGGCUACUGGCCACAUGAAGGCCACAGCCAGGGGUAUGCAUCCGGGGUAUCACCAGGGGAGGAGCGGAGAUCCAACGGCAGGAUGAGCUACUCCAAGAGCCCCCUGGUGUCUGUCACCUGGAGCAAUAACAAGGAUAACAACACAGCCAACCAGACUGUUGGGGAGUUGACCAACCAGACUGUUGAGGAGUUGACCAACCAGACUGUUGGGGAGUUGACCAACCAGACUGUUGGGGAGUUGACCAACCAGACUGUUGAGGAGUUGACCAACCAGACUGUUGGGGAGUUGACCAACCAGACUGUUGAGGAGUUGACCAACCAGACAAGUGCUGAGUUGACAAAUCAGAUGAGUGAUGUUAUGAAUGGAAGUGUUCCUCAACCUCUAUCUGUGUCGACAAGUCCUCGUCCUCCCUCAGGGGGGUUUCUCUCUGAGUUCCUGGACAGCUACCUCUACUCAGACAACUUGAAGGUGUUUGGGCCCUUAGUGAUGGGGAUUGGCAUCUUCCUCUUCAUCUGCGCUAACGCUGUGCUUCACGAGAACAGAGACCAGAAGACCAAAGUCAUCAACCUCAGAGAUAUCUACUCCACGGUCAUCGACCACCACAGCAAACGGACCAAGGACUACUCGCCGAUUAACGGACUGGUGAACUAUGUGCAGUCCAGGGGCAGUGUGGACAUAAAUUCUGGUUCGUUCCAUCCUGGCGAGAUGCUAGAGCACAGUCCUUGGCCCUCCACUACCGUGUCAAGCCACCAGGGGGAGAUAGGUAGCAGUGAGCAGCAGUAUAGACGACCGUCAAUGGCGGGUCGGCAGCGGAGCAUCUACAGAGACCAGAAGCGCAGGUGUUCAGAGCAGACACCCUACCCCAGACAGUGGGACUCAGAGCAGGACUCGUACCCCAGGCAGCGGGACACAGAGCAGGACUCGUACCCCAGGCAGUGGGACUCAGAGCAGGACUCGUACCCCAGACAGUGGGACUCAGAGCAGGACUCGUACCCCAGACAGUGGGACUCAGAGCAGGCCUCGUACCCCAGGCAGUGGGACUCAGAGCAGGCCUCGUACCCCAGGCAGUGGGACUCAGAGCAGGACUCAUACCCCAGGCAGUGGGACUCAGAGCAGGACUCGUACCCCAGGCAGCGGGACUCAGAGCAGGCCUCGUACCCCAGGCAGUGGGACUCAGAGCAGGCCUCGUACCCCAGGCAGUGGGACUCAGAGCAGGACUCGUACCCCAGGCAGUGGGACUCAGAGCAGGACUCGUACCCCAGGCAGCGGGACUCAGAGCAGGCCUCGUACCCCAGGCAGUGGGACUCAGAGCAGGCCUCGUACCCCAGGCAGCGGGACUCAGAGCAGGCCUCGUACCCCAGACAGUGGGACUCAGAGCAGGCCUCGUACCCCAGGCAGUGGGACUCAGAGCAGGCCUCGUACCCCAGGCAGUGGGAGGGUACAGCAUCCAUUGUCAGUUCUUCUUUUAACGUCUUCACCCUCCCGAUCAUCACACUUAACAACGGUGCAGUGGAGGAUGGGGGGCAGGAGGGGGGACAGGAGGGGGGACAGGCCGAGAGAGAGGAGGAAGUGAUCACAGAUGUCAAGGAUUUUAGUGGAAAUGGGAUUGAGCAAGAGCAAGUAGCAGGUUAUAGUCAAAGUCUGGAUAAUACAGAGAAUAAUUCUUCAAGGAGGACCUCGAUGAAUCCCCUGGAAUCCUAUAGUCAAUGUCUGGGUACUAAAGAGAAGGAUUCUUCAAGGAGGACCUCGAUGAAUCCCCUGGAAUAUGAGGGUGGUACCGUCAUGACCCUAACUGAACCAGAUGAGGCGCUACAAGGACAGACCCUCACCCCACAGGGCCCCCGGCUGUUCCCUCCUUCUCCCGUUUUCAGGGCGACGACGGGGAUGGGAUCUCGCCUGUCACUCAACUCCCUCUCCAGCCCAGGGGUCGACCAGCCCCAGUCGGCACGACGAUGCAGCCUCACCGUGGCCGUCUGUCGUCAAGGCGACCGGGCUCGUCGGUUCAGCUGUACGCGUCUGGAGCGUUCAAACAGUAAGGGAUACAUCAAACUGGAAACCGUGGACGGAGAUUCCUUCGAGGUACCAGAUGUAGUGACUUCCUGUGUGCCUGACUCGAAUCAGGAAGAAGAAGUAGUAGCAGACGAGGUAGCAGAAGCAGCUCAAGGAAAAAGAGAGAGGGUGACUGUCACCCUUAGCUCUUCUUUAACAGAACUCUAG
This is a messenger RNA of Oncorhynchus tshawytscha (Chinook salmon), 2595 nucleotides long. RefSeq lists its product as uncharacterized. The coding region runs from base 160 to 2595 and encodes 811 amino acids. The transcript has 4 exons. NCBI's taxonomy places the organism in Eukaryota, Metazoa, Chordata, Actinopteri, Salmoniformes, Salmonidae. The record is from RefSeq and is a predicted model, not a curated record.